UUCUUCUUUUUUUUUCUUAAUUCCCUCUUUAAUUAAGAAAAAUAUUUUAAUUAUUGCAUUUUGGUCUUUUUAGUUAUAAUUUUUUUCAUAGUCUUUGCUUGUUAACAUCUCAAAUAAGAGUGAUAACUGAGAAGAGUUGAUGAAUAGGUGAAGUUGAAAUCAAAGAACUGCGGCUCGUUAAUUCCCUUCCCCAUCUGCCGAAUUAUACUGCAGGUAUCCAGAGAGCAAUUGAAAAACUACGGUGGUAGGCCAUGAAAGGUUACGAACAUUGCCUAUGGCUAUGUUUGCUUGCAAUAUGGUUUCACUGUGGAUCGACCACGGUUUGGUCCAUAACAACAGCUGAGUAUAAUCAAACGAUAUUUCCAUCGUUCAACGACCACCCGAUUGUGAAGUUGGAUGUAAAUAAUCUGAAUUGGCAGAGCUACGAUGACUUCAUUAUAGCUCUGCGUAACGCAUUGCGUAAUCCAAAUGAGGACGUAAGAAACUGGCAUGGCUAUGGCGUGCUGCGUAGCACUCAGAAUUUGCCGGAAUCCCGGAGUUUUCUUCUAGUUGAGCUCUCAGUUCCAGAUAUUCCAGGUGCAACGAUUACUUUCGCGGUAAACGUCACCAACAUGUAUAUAAUUGGUUUUCUUGUGGGAGACCGUGCACAUUAUUUCCCAGGUUAUGAUCAUGAUAUUCAAAUCGCUUUCCCGAAUGUUCCAUCUCAAAAUCGGCACGUACUCCCAUUCGAAGAGAAUUAUAAUUCUCUAGAAUCCGCUGCACAUGAGGAUAGAAGUACCAUUUAUCUGGGGAAAAAUCCGCUAAUUCAGGCUGUCAGACAACUCUAUUAUGCUAGUCGUGACGGCCACAUUAGUCCCGCCCAACGGGCAGGUCCAGCUAAAUGGCUUUUAGUUUGCAUUCAGAUGAUCUCUGAAGCGGCACGAAACUUUAUAAUUGCAGGCAGAAUUUCCUCUUGGAUUGAUAACUUAUAUGAAAGAGCGGCAGAGCCUGACAUGAUUAGUUAUCAAAAUAGGUGGGGAAAACUCUCGGAGAGAAUUCAAGAAUCUGGAGAAAAUGGAGUAUUUGAUGCAGUUGACCUUGUAGAUCGUACAAAUCAGCCGAUGGAUCUGUCUAACGUGAACGACUUUUAUGUCAGAUUCGCUAUAGCUUUGAUGAUAUACUACUGCCAACCACAACCAAAACUAAUUCAUCACCUUUCCCCACUUAUAAUUCAGCCUGCUGUAGCAAUGUAUGAUGAUGUUUGUGUAAAUCCCGAAGACCCUAUAGUGCGUAUUGUCGGUCCAAACGGUCUGUGUGCUGGUGUGAUUAAUGGGGACUACCGCAAUAGAAAAGCAAUAGUAUUACAGCCUUGUAAAUCGAAUUCGGAUGAGAGUCAAUUAUGGACCUUCAAGAGGAACGGAAUGAUUCAAUCUAAAGGCAAGUGCUUGACCUGUUACGGAAAUCAACCAGGAAACUACAUAAUGAUAAACGAUUGUCCAUCUCAACUCACCGACGUUACCAAAUGGCAAGUAUGGGACAAUGGAACAAUCGUAUCUGGAACUGGUCUAGUUUUGUCUGCAAAUGCAGGGGAUGAAGGAACCAUAUUAAGAGUCGAGGCCAACAUUUAUACCACCGCUCAAUCGUGGCGUCCUACUAGUUACACGCAGCCUCUCGUGACAUCCAUUGUCGGGCUUAACCGCCUUUGCUUACAAGCAACCGGAGAUGGAGUCUGGCUAGACAAGUGUGUAGCAGGCAAACAGGACCAAACAUGGAUUGUUUAUCCAGAUGGUUCGGUACGACCUCAGCGAAACAAAGGUGACUGUCUCUUUGGUGAUUUAAAGCAUGACAGAGUUGUCCGAAUCGUUGCUUGUUAUCCUUUAUCCGUAGGCCAACGAUGGGUUUUUAAAUCGGAUGGGAGUAUUGUGAAUUUGAACUAUGGUUUGGUGCUUGAUGUGUUGAGAUCUGAUCCAAGCUUGAAGCAGAUAGUUAUUUGGGAUUCCACCGGAAAUGCUAAUCAAAAGUGGUCAUUUGCAUUUUGAUUCAAUUAUCUCUAUGUCGUAGUGUGGUUUGUUUCUAAAUUUUACUCAAACAAAUAAAAAGUGUCUGUUCAAUUAUAGUAGAGAUGUAAUAAUGUGAAAAUGAAUGUAUUUGUUGUUUUUCUUGAUGUUAAA
Molecule: messenger RNA, 2150 nt
Organism: Mercurialis annua (annual mercury)
Lineage: Eukaryota; Viridiplantae; Streptophyta; Magnoliopsida; Malpighiales; Euphorbiaceae
Product: ricin-like
Exons: 2
Coding region: 252-2018 (588 amino acids)
Biological process (GO): negative regulation of translation
Molecular function (GO): rRNA N-glycosylase activity
Source: RefSeq, a predicted model, not a curated record